CAAAAUGGGCAGUCUCUGUCUCGAGCGCCGGAAGCAACCGGACGAUCCCCUCUCCAUUUCGCAGCAGCUCCACCUGUGCCUCCUUCCUCUCCUCUUCUGCGCGGCUUCAAAGUUUUCGGCUUUUGAGGGAGUUCUUGCUCAAUAUCCCGAUUUUUCUUUCUUUUUUUUCUCUGCCUCUGCGAGAAAUCGAGGUUUUGACUGUUGUUUUGGAGCGUUUCUUGGGAGUUCUUGAGCCCGGCUCGUCCUGUCCUUUCCAUGGGAGAUUAGAGGUUGCUGGGAUCUCUGCGAGUGAAGUGAAAGAUGAGCCUGAGUUUUGAUAUCAACGUGCUUCACAAAGAAGCAAGGAGCAGGUGGCUAAAGCCUUCUGAAGUCUACUAUAUCUUGCAAAAUCAUGAGAGGUUCCCAAUCACCCCUGAACCGCCAAAGAAGCCACCCAGUGGUUCUCUAUUCCUUUAUAAUCGCCGUGUGAAUCGGUAUUUUCGGAGGGAUGGCCAUGCAUGGCGGAGGAAGAAGGAUGGAAGAACUGUUGGGGAGGCUCAUGAACGAUUGAAGGUUGGAAAUGUUGAUGCUCUCAGUUGUUAUUAUGCUCAUGGUGAGCAAAAUCCAUGUUUUCAGAGGCGAUGUUUCUGGAUGCUGGAACCAGCAUAUGAACAUAUUGUGCUGGUACAAUAUCGAGAAGUAGGAGCAGCUGAGGGUAGAUAUAAUUCAGCAUCACUGUUGAAUGGGCCAACAGAUUCUCUUUCAGUCUUGAGUUAUCCAAAUGCUACAUAUGGAAACCAAUAUCUUGGCUCCACUUCUGGCGUUAGUGAUGGUAGUGAAUCACUCCAUUCUAAUUUGAGCUCUGUAACGGAGGUAAGUUCCUAUUCUGCAAACAAAGACAAUGGUAUUCUGCAAAGCAUACAGGAGCUCAGCCAGUCAACUAUAAUGGGUGCACCGGCGCUUGGCCAGAGUAGUCUGGAGCAAAGUAUUGAAGUUCGCUGGGUAGAUAACAGUAAUUCAACAAAUAAAUCUGGGCUCAACCGAGCUUUGAAGCAAAUUGUUGAGCAGUUAAGCUUGGGGGAUGAUGAGGAUGAUGACUACAUACACCAAGCACAGCCUUUUGACUUCAUUACAAAUAUUGAAGCUCCAGAUAGGCAGCGUGAUGCAAGCAGAAAUGUUUCAGGUGGCAGCCAAGCAAAACAAAUUCGAGCAGAAGAAAUGCAAAAUGGUUUAGGCAGAGGAAUACCAUCAUCAUGGGAAGAUGUGCUGCAGUCCAGUUCAGGUUUUCCAGCUCCUUCUAUAUACCAGUCAACUCCCCACUAUCCACAAAAUUCAGAAUAUCAACCACCAGGAAGUCUAUACAACAGUGAUAUGCAGCAGAUUUCUGCUGCUAAAAGAUUUCUUUUGGAGACAGAAGACUCUAUUGAUUCACCAUCUUAUAACUAUGUGCCCAGAGAAGAAGGAAACAAUGGCACUAAUACUCUUUCAGUUCAUGACUAUAGUCUUCAGAGCAGUCUGAACCCAGAUUGGAAAAAAACAGCACCUCUAACACUUCAAAGCAAUUUGUAUGGCUCUGAAAUACCAAGCUUAUUGUUGGACCAUGGUCAGUUUGAAUCAUUGUCCUCUGGUGAAAAUACAAGAUUGAUCUUGGGUCAAAACCCCCGGUUUAGCAUCCGUGAGGUCUCUCCAGAAUGGACAUACUGCUAUGAGAUCACCAAGGUCAUCAUUACUGGAGAUUUCUUAUGUGAUCCAUCAAGCUCAUGUUGGGCAGUAAUGUUUGGUGAUAGUGAGGUGCCAGCUGAAAUUGUUCAGGCAGGUGUUCUUCGCUGCCACACACCAUUACAUAGUAGUGGGAAGCUAACAAUCUGUGUUACUUCUGGGAAUAGAGAAAUUUGCAGUGAAGUCAAAGACUUUGAGUUCCGUGCAAAGUCAACAGCUUCUAGUUUCCUAGACAUUUCACCAUCAUCUAGAUCUCUGAAAUCUAGCGAAGAGUUGUUACUUCUUGCGAAAUUUGUAAGAAUGCUAUUGUGUGAGAAUGGAAGUCAUGCAAAUUCAAACGGUGAUCCUCAGUCUGUGCAGUGUCCAAAACUUAAGAUGAAUGACGAGCACUGGCAGCGGUUGAUAGAUGAACUCAAAGGAGGAUGUGAGAAUCCAUUAAACGUGUCUGAUUGGAUUAUGGAGGAGCUUCUUAAAAGUAAAUUGCAGCAGUGGUUAUCAGUUAAGCUACAAGGAUAUGAUGGCAUAGCCUGUUCUCUGUCCAAGCAUGAGCAGGGUAUUAUACACUUGAUCUCUGCACUAGGCUAUGAGUGGGCUCUGUCUUCAAUUCUUAGUGCUGAUGUUGGUAUAAAUUUCCGUGAUACGAAUGGAUGGACAGCACUUCAUUGGGCUGCUUAUUUUGGAAGGGAAAAGAUGGUUGCUGCACUUCUUGCUGCUGGGGCGUCUGCUCCAGCAGUCACAGACCCCACUGCACAAGAUCCAGUGGGAAAAACAGCGGCUUUCCUGGCUUCUGAACGGGGACACUUGGGCCUUGCAGCCUAUCUUUCAGAAGUGUCACUAACUAGUUAUCUUGCGUCGCUCACUAUACAAGAGAGUGAUACUUCAAAAGGAUCAGCUGCAGCUGAAGCAGAAAGAGCAGUAGAGAGCAUAUCCCAGAGGAAUGCCCAGCUGCAUGGUGGUACAGAAGAUGAGCUCUCGUUAAAGGACUCUUUGGCAGCCGUGAGAAAUGCAGCUCAAGCAGCGGCUCGAAUUCAGAACGCUUUCCGUGCCUUCUCUUUCAGGAAGAGACAACAAAAGACUGCUCGACUUAAGGAUGAGUAUGGGAUGACCCAAGAAGAUAUAGAUGAACUUGCAGCUGCAUCAAGGUCAUAUUACCAAUCUCUUCUUCCAAAUGGUCAGUUUUAUGAUAAAGCAGCUGUCUCAAUUCAGAAGAAAUUCAAAGGUUGGAAAGGACGAAGACAUUUUCUCAACAUGCGCAGGAAUGCAGUUAAAAUACAGGCUCAUGUAAGAGGCCAUCAAGUGAGAAAGAAAUACAAGACUUUCGUCAGCACUGUCAGUGUGCUAGAGAAAGUGAUACUGAGGUGGCGUCGGAAAGGACAUGGUCUACGUGGCUUCCGAGCUGAGCAAACAGCAAUGGCUGAAGCAGAAGAGGAUGACGAGGAUGAUGAUGAUGACGACUUCAAUGAUGAUGAAGCAGUCAAAGUGUUCCGCCGACAGAAGGUUGAUGAAUCUGUCAAGGAGGCUAUGUCAAGAGUACUGUCCAUGGUGGACUCUCCUGAAGCAAGGAUGCAAUAUCGUCGAAUGCUUGAGGAAUUUCGACAAGCCACUGCUGAAUAGGGUGCAUCAGAUGAAGCGGCAUCAACACUCGACAAUGAUUUACUAACAAGAAUCGACGACUUCAUGCACUGAAACAAUGCAUCAGACAAGGGGCGAUCACGGAGCUGUCUACAGUUAAUUAGGAAAUAGAUAGUCUGCAGCUAAUUUAUGACCUGAUAGUGUUCCGUUUGUACAGUCUUUGCCUGAUGGAUCUAUCUAAUGUUCUGAGUAAAUUAUUGUUAUUUAGGAACACUUUACAUAUGUAAUUCGAGGGGAAAUAAUAUAAUGUUCUGAGUACAUUAUUGUUGCUUAGUAGGAUUUGAUUAUUGCAUUCUGCCA
Oryza sativa Japonica Group (Japanese rice) is the source of this 3630-nucleotide messenger RNA. RefSeq names its product calmodulin-binding transcription activator 4. Lineage: Eukaryota; Viridiplantae; Streptophyta; Magnoliopsida; Poales; Poaceae. Gene Ontology annotation, cellular component: nucleus. Gene Ontology annotation, molecular function: double-stranded DNA binding; transcription coregulator activity; protein binding. The record is from RefSeq and is a predicted model, not a curated record. Gene Ontology annotation, biological process: regulation of transcription by RNA polymerase II.